Molecule: messenger RNA, 2294 nt
Organism: Coccidioides immitis RS
Lineage: Eukaryota; Fungi; Ascomycota; Eurotiomycetes; Onygenales; Onygenaceae
Exons: 3
Coding region: 786-2294 (502 amino acids)
Source: RefSeq, a predicted model, not a curated record
CCGUGCUCUUAUUCUGGUCAUCGCCCGUCGUUUGAUCGUCUCCAUCAGAAACCACCGCCGCCACUCCCUCAACCUCGAUGCGUCCGCCGUCUCGGUGAAUCACCGCUUCUUUUCGCAAAACCAUUCUCCGUCAUCACCCAUCGGCCAACGAGAACCCUUCCCCCCUGCAGGCAACGAACAUAGUCAGGAAUCAACGGCCGGCUUGGCUCGCUGUAGAGCGCUGGAGCUUGCUUGUUUUGCUACAUCCAAAACCACACAGCUCGAUCACAGAGGAAGAUCGCUCGUGUGCUCUCUGUCUCCUGGCCUCAUCGCUGAAAUACACCUCCAUCCCGCUGCCCUCUGCUACCGGGCCGUCGAAUACGGGCUGUGGAAGAACGCACGUGUGAUUAUGAGCUGACGAGAGCUCAACUUCCACAGAGAGAGAGAUAGCUACAGCGAGGGAGAGAGAGUGAGAGAACGAAAGAACGAAAGAGAGCGCAGCACCGUAGCUGCUUUGAGGCCUGACACUUGUUCCCGCCUCCGCGUUCGCUAUUCUCGCGUGCCAGCCCCCUUGUUUGGGCUUCUUUAGUGCUCGUUACAUUUGGCGCCACGUAUUAACCGCUUAGCUCCUUAGCCCUAAGCGCUUCACUGACAUCACCGCCCGCGCCCGUCAAGAUAAACAGCCCAGCAGGUGCCCGCUGCGCAACCCUUUUCUCUCAAUUGACUUUCAACUCCAAGAUAAUAAUAAUAAACGAGCACAACAGGACAGCCCUCUGAUCCCCGGCAUCACACACUGCAAUCCUGACAUGCUACAUCUAUUUGAAUCACACCAACAACCAGUCGCUGAAUCCAAGAUGGAGUCCUCACAGCUUACGUUCGGGUCGAGUUCUGUCCCUGAAUCUCCAUUGUCCACUCUUUCGUCCACGCCCGGUUCACCCGUCGCAUCUCUCUUCUCCGCGAGAACGCACACAAGAUUCCCUAGCUCUGUAUCGUCGGUCGCUUCUUCGCCAAUUAUUGGAUGCCCUGGAGAUACGUGCCCCCCAACCAAACUGGAGGGAGUCCAGGAAGAGCCUGUGGAACCGGACUAUGGUAUCGUGGAUGCGGACAAUUACUUUCCGGAUUUUAACGAUAUCCAUGCCGAUGAUCAAGUUUACAACAAUGGACGCGGUUGCGCCGAACAUGGCUAUGACCUAUCUGACGAACUUGCCGACCUGACCCGAUCGCCAAAGAAGCUAAGACCGGACAGCAGUUCCUUUCGUGGAAUUUCACGCAUCAGUAGCCGCAUCUCAUCAAUCUCUUCGAGGUGGAAACAGAGACAGGUUUCCGAUACUGCGGCUGCGCUGGAAAAAUAUGACGAGUCGCUGAGGUCGCGAGCCAACUCUGCCACCUCUGCCCUUGCAAAUCCCUUGGCCAGUUCGUUCUCUGCAAGACAUAGCCAAAUCUCGAAUUCACCCGCGAGAACUAUCCUUGAAGAGAGUCUGAGUGAAGCUGGUAUCUCGCUCAUUGACAUUGAAAAGGCCAACCGCGAAGGUGUUAAACGCGAGCCGCAAGUAACCACUCCUCUCCUACCGCCUGUGAUGAUGGAUCUGCCCACUCCGGACAAUGAGGAACUGGUUCAGUCACCCUUACAAUCGCCAACUGUCGCUGAAGCUACACAUGUUAUCCUUCCAGACUCACCCAUUGAGGUACCACAUUCGAAUGGGUUAUUAUCUCCGCCUCUGUCUACGCAACCCUCCCUAGCUUCCAUUGGUCUACAGAUUCCGUUCCCACGGAUGCACGGUCCGGAAAUUCCUCCUAUCACGAUGCUAAACGCGGAAGAUGAAUGGUCCUGUAAGCUUGGCCACGCGAAUUUCACGAUACAUCCAAAGCCUUACAUACCCGAACUCUGCACUUUAGACGCGUUCGAAGUACAUCGGGCGAAUUGGAGUCUUGCGCGCUGUAAUUACGCAAAACAUCUCGUCCGGACCGGCGAGCACUACGGGGUAACGUCCAAUAUCUACCGCUUUACGGAGGAAAAAUGGGAGUUCAUCGACAGCCAGUGGAGAGCCAACCACAAUAUCGUGCUUGCCAAUCUCACCGAUUGCAAUGGCAAUCCGCUCUCUCUCAGCAAAUCAAACGCUCAUCCUGGAGAAUCUGUCAAAAUGCCUCCUUAUCUUGACAAGACCAAAUUCCCAGACCUUGGGGAUGAGGAUAUUGUUGGACCCAUGUCAGUUGCUCCCGCGCAACCGCAACCACCAGCUCAGGCCAAGUCGCUACGCAAAAGAUCCUUCUUCAGAUUUUUACAGGACCUAUUUUCUUCCCGCGAUUCAACGUGA